Molecule: messenger RNA, 561 nt
Organism: Triticum dicoccoides
Lineage: Eukaryota; Viridiplantae; Streptophyta; Magnoliopsida; Poales; Poaceae
Exons: 2
Coding region: 101-424 (107 amino acids)
Source: RefSeq, a predicted model, not a curated record
CACACCUGCAAUACCAGUGCUUGCCAAAAACCGUUCAGCUGCUUGCUGACAAGUGAUAGGCUUCUCGGUCCAUUCAUCGGUCGACCCGCGUCUGGUGAAGAUGGGGAGGGCCAACUGCUCGGUUCCUCUCCUCCUGGUGCUGCUGGCCUUCCUCUCCUGCUUCUUCCUCGCCCACGCGGCGGUGGCCGGGGCCAGCGGCAACCGCAAGAUGUUCCUGCCGAGGGAGGGAGCGGCAGCCGCCGCCGGGUCCAACGAUGGUGGGCAGGCCAUGCUGACGACGGCGGAGGAGGUGGCGGUCGGAGGAGAGAUGCAUCUGCUGCUGAGCGACGACGAGGAGAUGUUGGCCAGAAGGGUGGACCUGCAGACACAGGACUACCCGGGGUCCGGGGCCAACGGCCGCCAUGAUCCACGAAACCCGCAUUAAGAGUUAUUAUGUCCUGCUGCAUGUACGCUAAGUGCAUGUAAUUAACCGCAUGUUUAGUUACCCGACAAUCAUGCAUAAUUAAGCAUAUCAUCACCAUGUAGCUAAACAUCAUGAUCUUAAUUUAAUUUGCUAGUGUA